Molecule: messenger RNA, 1254 nt
Organism: Anopheles marshallii
Lineage: Eukaryota; Metazoa; Arthropoda; Insecta; Diptera; Culicidae
Exons: 2
Coding region: 1-1254 (417 amino acids)
Biological process (GO): mRNA export from nucleus
Cellular component (GO): nucleus
Molecular function (GO): mRNA binding
Source: RefSeq, a predicted model, not a curated record
AUGGAUGACGAAAUGGACUUGAGUCUGGAUGAUAUUAUCCGGAAGCGUAAAACCAAACGUCCACGGUAUACCGACGGUCCAGCACAGCGCGGCACGAAUGCGAACGGGCUACGAGGAGGAUACCGCGUGGAUAAUGGGGCAAAUCGUCGCCAUCAGCGACCGGUUGAGGAUGCGCGUAUGAAAAUUAUCAAAAACAAGCGCGCCAAAAUGCGCGAUGCCCGUGACCAGUUGAACGAGAUUAAUCGUGGCCGUAACUCACGCUACCGUUGGUAUAAGAAUCCUCGUCAGCCGGACGUUUCAUCAGGCGUAACGCCCGCAAUAUCCACCAACGGUCGGAACAAUGCCAUUCCGGAUCAUUUGAAGCGAAUGCGGUUAGAUCGAAGCUACGCGGAUCCGGAAUACGUACCGACAAUGCCCACCCCAUCGGGACCAUUGCCUCGUUACUUCCCCACCCGCGGAAUCUCGUUCGGCAACGGCACUCCGGAUGAGGGGGAAUUCGAAAGAAUGAACGUGCAGCGGCUGACGGUCAAUCAACCGAUGGGUUCACUGGCAAACGCCACCCGCACACUGCACAACGAUGCAUAUACACUGCCGAGUUCGAUGCCGCCGUUCCCACAUUUCCGCACGGUACGGGCAACCAGCACGCCGAUGAACUCGAACAACGGUACCCAAUUGGCGAAAUUUACGCCACCCUCCGUCAGCUCGGUUGCGGAUCCAUUCGAUCAGUAUGAGGUGAAUCACCGUCCGAAUUUGAACGUUCCGCCACCACCACUACCGGCUGGCAACAGACCACCAUUGCGAGGCAUCCUGCGCACAAAACCAAGUACACCGCCAGCGCCGACGAUUUCCAUUGCACCGGUAACGGGUGUUCCGCAGAAUCUGUCACCCAGUAUGCGCGCCCGUCUUGAGCGUGCCCCCAACCCGAACAAGUCCAUGGGCAUAUUUGCGCACAAUUUCGGCGGUGAGCCACCGCUUCCGAGCCCGCCAACAACAUCCGUCACCGGGUAUCGUAUCGUAGUGAGCAAUCUGCACCCGAGCGUCUCGCAGAUCGACAUAAAGGAGUUAUUUGAGGACAUUGGCGAUCUGCUCGAGUCACGGUUGGUGCGCCCGGGCGUUGCCGAGGUAAUUUAUCGCAAUCUGAAAGAUGCCGAAAAGGCGGUCGAUGCUUACCACAACCGCCAGCUCGACGGGCAGCCGAUGAACUGUCUGCUGGUAAAUCCUCGCGCAGCUACUAAUUUAAAAUACGGUCGGUAA